CAUUCUCUGCCCGCAGCCCCCCUUCAUCUCUCCCCUCCUGCUCCUUUUCUCCUCCUUUCUCCUCCCCCUCCCUUUUAUCCUCCCUCCCUCUCCCCCUUUCCCUCGCUCCCCUCCUCCCUCCCUCCCCGUCUUUCUUACCCCCUCCCUUUCUCUCGCUCUCUCACUCGUUCCCUAACAUUAAAGAGAAAAUGCUGCUAUCGGUGACUUCCAGGCCUGGGAUUUCGACUUUUGGCUACAAUAGAAACAACAAGAAGCCAUAUGUGUCAUUGGCUCAGCAGAUGGCACCACCUAGCCCAAGCAACAGUACACCUAACAGCAGUAGUGGAAGCAAUGGAAAUGACCAGCUGAGCAAAACCAACCUAUACAUCCGAGGAUUGCAGCCAGGCACUACUGACCAAGAUCUUGUCAAGCUGUGUCAGCCAUAUGGCAAGAUUGUUUCCACUAAGGCCAUACUGGACAAGACCACAAACAAAUGCAAAGGCUAUGGCUUUGUAGAUUUUGACAGCCCUUCAGCAGCACAGAAAGCUGUAACAGCACUGAAGGCCAGUGGUGUACAGGCACAGAUGGCAAAGCAACAGGAACAGGACCCCACAAAUUUAUACAUCUCAAACCUCCCACUGUCAAUGGAUGAGCAGGAACUGGAGGGGAUGCUGAAGCCCUUUGGCCAGGUUAUCUCCACCCGUAUCCUUCGAGAUACCAGUGGGACCAGCAGAGGUGUUGGUUUUGCAAGGAUGGAGUCCACAGAGAAGUGUGAAGCCAUCAUCACCCACUUUAAUGGAAAAUAUAUUAAGACACCCCCUGGAGUACCAGCCCCAUCUGAUCCCUUGCUUUGCAAAUUUGCUGAUGGGGGGCCAAAGAAACGACAGAACCAAGGAAAAUUUGUGCAAAAUGGACGGGCUUGGCCAAGGAAUGGAGACAUGGGCGGCAUGGCCUUGACCUAUGACCCCACAACAGCUCUUCAGAAUGGGUUUUACCCAGCCCCUUAUAACAUCACCCCCAACAGGAUGCUUGCUCAGUCUGCACUCUCCCCAUACCUUUCCUCUCCUGUGUCUUCAUAUCAGAGAGUGACUCAGACAUCUCCUCUACAAGUACCUAACCCAUCUUGGAUGCACCACCAUUCAUACCUCAUGCAGCCUUCAGGUUCAGUUCUGACACCAGGGAUGGACCAUCCCAUUUCUCUCCAGCCUGCCUCCAUGAUGGGACCCCUUACCCAGCAACUGGGCCACCUCUCCCUCAGCAGCACAGGCACGUAUAUGCCGACGGCUGCAGCUAUGCAAGGAGCUUACAUCUCCCAGUACACCCCUGUGCCUUCUUCCAGUGUUUCAGUCGAGGAGAGCAGCGGCCAACAGAACCAAGUGGCAGUGGACGCACCCUCAGAGCAUGGGGUCUAUUCUUUCCAGUUCAACAAGUAACAGUGGGAGAUUCCCCUCCCCAUCUUUACUGAAUAGAAAUGAAUUCUUGGAGAUACUCUUGCUCCCAGAUUCCAGAGGGUUAACCAGGAAUGGAGACCAUCCGUCGGCCCUGCUAAGGACUAACACUUAGCCAUCGUUUUUCACAGGCCUGGGCCUGGAAAAAGAAAGCUCUAUGUUCCUGCCCUUUGCUAUUUCUCCGUUGCUGAUGGAGCCUGGGGGAACUAUCACUUUUCUUGUGUGCUACAUUCAAGGAGAUCAAAAAAACUUUUUUUCUUUUGCAAAGAAAGCUUUUUGUUUUUAACUGCAACGUACUUUUCUCCUACCCUAAAGAGACAUGGUGGUUGUAGCUUCUCAUCGAUAUGAAAAAGUUUUUGAUAUAUUGGAAUUAUUUGGGAAUGCUUUUAAAAUAAUUUGUAAUUAUUUCUUUACAAACCAAAACAGAACAGAAAGAUGUGGUGCUAGAACAUUGAUGAAGGAGCUCUACUUACUGAGCUUAGUUCUGGACUUUUUUGAUGUGUGUCUAUGUGUUUUUAAAAAAUUUGUUUGGUAAAGCUCUCAGCUCACACACCCCAUCUCCUCUUCACCCAUAUUAUGCCUUCUUUCUCUAGUCCAGAUUCUUCUUUUUCUCUUUUCUAAACAGCUGAGCCUGCCCAUUUUGCCCUCUUACAGCUUUUAAUUUUAUGGAUUUUUAAAAAUGACAAUUCAUGUGGAAUUUGGGGUUGGGGGGCAGGCUGGGCAAGGAAUAAGGUAGAACACUAAGUAGGCCAUGGAAGUGGCUGUUCUUUCCCUCACCCUACCACACCCUGGGAGAAAAAACUAGACUUUGGCUUCAGAAAGCACAGAUGUGACCCAGGCUUCCUAAAGAGACAAUUCCACAGCCCUGGGAACACACCCUUGAGCCAAAUUUGAAGACUAGGUCUUCCCUGGCAAGUUCCGGAAGAAUGGACUUACUGACUUUUACCAACUCUUCUCACUGCCAAGGCCAACAGCAUCUGAGGAAGUAUCUUUUCCAGCUACAGCUUUUUGGGAGUACCUGCUUUCCUGCUUCCUGGAGGAUAUUUUCUGUCCUGGGCUUCAUGGCCCCUCUCUUCCCUGUUGCACGUUGCUAUGCUCAGAGCCUUUGCAGCUGUGACCUAGUUGAAUCCACAUGGGCUCCUUCCACACUGUGGAAGAUCUGCUGCUUCACCCACAGACCAGAGGUUCUCAACCAGAGGUGAUUUUGUCCUUCCCAGGCCUUUGGCAACAUCUAGAGACAAUUUCGAUUGCCAUGCCUGGAGGUGGGAUGUGUGUGCUACUGGCAUCUAGUGGCUGGAAACCAGGGUUGCUGCUAAACAUCCUACACUGCAUAGUAUAGUCCCCACUACCCCCAACUAAGAAUUAUCUGACUCUAGAGGUCAACAUUACCAAGAUUGGGAAACACUGAUAUAUCAGUGUUGUCCCUGCCUCCUGGGUUAGGGUAAAUUCUCACCCCAACCCUGGACAAACAGUGCCUUUUGACACUCAUGCAACUGUUUGAGAAGGACUGGACUGGAUCCUUGAAUUCUCCCCAGACUUUGACUUUUGAUAACUCUGCAUGUAGCAAGAGUGAUUCUUGAAAGAGUUGUGGCUCCAUGCUGAAUGUACACGUGUACUCGGAGGGAUUCAGGUGGGCACUGUUCUGGUGUGUGCUGUGCAAUGGUGGGAAAGGACAAAACUCUCUAAACUGUCCAGAGCAACUUGCCCUGCCCUGGUGUGCUUGGACCCUUUGCCCAGGGAACCGGGACAUGAGAAAUAAUGUUCCUUCUGUGGAAGGACAACAGAGAGCUAGGGUAGAAAAGAACAAUAAAUUCCAACUCUUUAUGAGGCCAGGAGUCCUUUAAAAAAGCCUAUGUCUUGGUCUUUAACUGUCCCCUUCUGCAAGUUGUGACUCUAUACACAUGGAGACAGAUGGAAGAAAGCCUUCACCCAUCUUCUAGGAAAUCAGAUCCUGCUCCUGUCUUCUCCCAGUCACUCCCUUAUGCACUGAAAGGAGAAUUUCACUGCCCUGCACUUCAAGGCCAGGUGCCUCUCCACCAGACAGUCAAAGGCAAAUGAUGGAGGAUAGAGAGACAGGUGUUCACUACGCUGGCCAUAGGGAGAGGAAGGGGCUGACAGCUGAGGAAAAGAAACUGUAGUAUCAGUUGUUCCAAGUAGAACUUGGCCCAGCUUUCCCUCCCUUCCCAGACACCCCAGAAUUGAGAGUCCCAGUGCCCCCUAGUGUCGACUUUCUAUAUACAUCCUAGGGGUGGGGGAGUGCGGGGCAAUGGGUAGGAUAUAGAGUGUAAAGGACAAACUGCCGCAGUCUUUACCCCGUGUAAAAUAGCCCCAAGCCCAGCAGCCUUCUAGAGGGCUUUGGCUGGGCAGAUAGCUUUUGGUUUUGAGUCUCCAGCCCUCAGUCAAGGAAAAUAUACCAUAGCUGCUUUCUUGUCAGUGGUCUUUGAGAGAAAGAGAAAACAAAUCUAGAAUUCUGUUCAUUUGAUAGACCAGGGGAGCUUUGCUAUGGUAGGAAGUUUAGAAAGGGCCUUUCAUGCAUAGAAACCAUGGUUGAUAUUGCUGCUCCCCUCUCCUCUGCCUCACAGAACUCCUGAUUCUGUCUUCUUUCUCUCUCUCUAUUUUUUUAAAGGUUUAAAUGGCUCUAA
This is a messenger RNA of Chlorocebus sabaeus (green monkey), 4069 nucleotides long. RefSeq names its product RNA binding motif single stranded interacting protein 2 (gene RBMS2). The record is from RefSeq and is a predicted model, not a curated record. NCBI's taxonomy places the organism in Eukaryota, Metazoa, Chordata, Mammalia, Primates, Cercopithecidae. Gene Ontology annotation, molecular function: RNA binding.